Molecule: messenger RNA, 1457 nt
Organism: Arabidopsis arenosa
Lineage: Eukaryota; Viridiplantae; Streptophyta; Magnoliopsida; Brassicales; Brassicaceae
Source: the annotation of a GenBank genome assembly
GGAGAGAAACAAAUCAUUUUGAGCAAAGCGUAUGACCGCAUUGAAUGACCUUUCCUCCGUGCUAUUUUAAUGAGGUUAGGGUUCCACGACAUGUGGAUAAAGUGGGUAAUGGAAUGUCGGUGAGCUAUGCGUUCCUUAUCAACGGUUCCCCUAAAGGAAGCGUCAGUCCAUCUCGAGGGCUUCGUCAAGGCGACCCUCAUUCGCCUUACCUCUUUAUUCUUUGUACGGAAGUGCUCUCGGGAUUAUGCAAGAAAGCUCAACUCCAUGGCUCGCUCCCCGGUGUUCGAAUGUCUAGACGCAGCCCCUUAAUGAAUCACCUUCUUUUCCCGGACGACACAAUGUUUUUUAGUAAAACGAGUGUAAGAAGCUGUGAAACUCUCAUGCGCAUUCUCAAAAGAGUGACGCAGGCGUUGGGCAUAGAGAAAGAAGGAGGCAUCGGAAAGUAUUUGGGUCUUCCUGAGCAUUUUGGGAGACGAAAGAAAGACAUCUUCACGGCUAUAGUGGAUAAAGUGCGUCAAAGAUCUUUGUCUUGGUCCAAUCGUUUCCUCUCUGAGGCGGGAAAGAAUGUUCUCCUCAAGGCAGUAUUAUCGGCUAUGCCUUCAUAUGCCAUGUCUUGUUUUAAGCUUUCCAUGUCGCUUUGUAAGAGACUUCAAUCGGCGCUAACCCGUUUUUGGUGGGAUGAUAAACCGGAUAAAAAGAAGAUGGCUUGGGUCGCUUGGGACAAACUCUCUCUAGCUAAAGAAGAUGGUGGGCUGGGAUUUAGAGAGAUUGCUACUUUCAAUGAUUCCCUCUUAGCUAAGAUAGCCACUAAAAAGCCCUCUUGUAACGAGCUGGACACGGUGAAAGAGUUACUGAUUAAGGCAAGAGGGAUGACAACUCUCCCUCCAGUGGGUUUGGGUAUCUCUCCUUUGUUCCCUUGGCUCCUAUGGUUUCUCUGGAAAGCACGUAAUCAGUUGCUUUUUGAAGAAAAAUCCUGGUCUGAGCUGGAUACUCUGCUGAAAGCGAUAACAGAGGCUCGCAGCUGGCAAGAGACCAAAUUACUGCAGCCGCCUAAGAAAGCUCUGCCUCUCAAGCUUCAAAUCGUUGAAGUGCACCUAGAGGCUUUUCAGUGUUUCUCGGAUGCAGCCUGGGCAGCUUCCACUAGUGUAUGUGGACUGGAGGCACUCGCUCUCAAGGCAGCAAUCACGGCGGCCUUAGCUUUGGGUGUUUUUCGACUGGCCUGUCACUCGGAUUGUCAAGAGCUCACUAUUCUCCUCAACACCGAUGGCCAUGUUAAUGAAUUGGAAGACAUUCUCUCGGAUAUUUAUUCGCUUAAGAAUGGUUCCGUCUCAAUUUCCUUUCAUUUUGUUCCUCGUAAGGAUAACUCUGAGGUUGAUGCUUUGGCAAAAGCCGGUCUGAAUGUCUGUAACGUUUCCUCCAUUGUUGGAGCUUGAGUUUAAUUAAAUUUUUGUUUACAA